Anopheles darlingi is the source of this 2351-nucleotide messenger RNA. Its product is annotated as hemicentin-2-like. The transcript is spliced from 7 exons. NCBI's taxonomy places the organism in Eukaryota, Metazoa, Arthropoda, Insecta, Diptera, Culicidae. Bases 1 to 2142 code for a protein of 713 amino acids. The record is from RefSeq and is a predicted model, not a curated record.
AUGGAUAUCAACAUGCCUUAUGGUAGCAUGCUUAUCAUAACGAAUGCAUCUGCAUUGAUGGUUGGCCGCUACUACUGUGUGCAUUCCGAGAACCAACAGGAAGAUCUAGACGAAAUGGAAGCAGAAAACGUAGCCAACAGCAUCUACGUGUAUGUUGACGAUCCUCACCAGCUCGUGGUACCACAUCCUGUGAAAUCUUAUAAUAAUAGCGAGGGAGUCGUUGUUCUCUGUAAACCGUCACAUCCGGAAGUGGAGUUGGAACUGUGUGACUUUAACUACGAACGCUGCGUUACAACUUUAGAUCCAACAAAAGGUUUUUUUCUUCAAGGUGGUGCUUACAAUCGAACUGCUGAGUUUUAUUGUUACGCUAAUGGCAUGAAACAUACCGCUAAGCUUGACAUAAACAAUGAAGAAGGUUUGAUAAAACCCACCAUCUACAGCAACGUCGGAGAUUAUGUACCAAUUGGCACAACAGUUCAUCUUACCUGCAGCUAUCAGGAGUAUUUAGAUAGAAACGUUGAAAUAUCGUGGAAAACACUUCCUAGCUACCAGCCCAGCGAAAUUGAUGAAACAAUAUUUGUGGGAAACCAAACAAGAACCUCUAUGAACGAACAGACUCUUCCCUAUCUUUUCAAGCGGGAUCUUAUUAUUGAAAAUGUUACCCUAGCCCACAAAAGAACCUACCGAUGCGAAGUUUUUGAUGAUAAAAACAAUACAUAUUACCAUAAUUUUAAGCUGCAAGUUCGUGAAACUCCUGAUGAUUUCGUCAUACUGAGCACAGCUCACGACCGAAGAAGCAUCCAGCGAAUGUUAAACGAAAAUGGAGAGACUACUCCAAUUGAAAUUAAAAUCCGGUAUAAAGCGUUCCCCUCCCGUAUUAGCUAUGAAUGGUUCAGAGAUGAAACUGGCAUCAUACACAGCAAUAACGAUAAAACAGACGAAUACAAAAUGGAAGUAACGGAAGACUCCAUCAAACUAAGAAUCAAACGUCCGAAGAUGCAUCAUUCAGACUUGUAUACAGUCGCGGCUAAAGCAGGAACUGCGAGUGCGAAUUUUUCCAUCGUGGUUGAUGUUUGUGGCAAACCUUCCUUGAAAAUGGAUAGUAUAAAAGCCGUCGAAGGUGACUUUAUGUCUUUUCAAUGUUUGGCCGAGUCUAAUCCAUCAACGACUACGAUAAGUUUCCUGUUUCAGCCAUGUAAGAAGGUUCCCUGGGGAAACUGUUCGAUUGUGAAUGACACAGACGCAGGAUGGCAAGAAGGAACAGAUGAGGUAUAUGGUAUCAACUGGUCAUCAGCAACACACAGACUAAUCACCAAUACCCCAGGGAUUCUAUACUGCAAGGCUAGCAAUUGGGAUGGGGAUGCAACGACGCAGGCCUAUUUGAUGUUGGAAAAAGUUUCCAAUUUUAUGGUACUGGAAAUAAUUCAACCUAAAGGGAAUAUCACUGUUGGAGAUGAUGUUACUUUGCACUGUUCAGUAGUUUCUCUCGGGAACAUUGUUAGCAUGGUAUUCGAGCAUAAUGGAGGGGAAUACCAAGGCACCGUGAUGCAAAACGAUUCGCUUAUUCUCAAAAUGGAACUCACACUAUUUGAUGUUCAGCUAAGCGACGCGGGAGAUAUCCAUUGUUUUGUGAUCUACCUGAUUAACAAGGAGCCCCAAAUGCGAAGAUUGAUUAAUAUGGAAGUGACAGAAGGAAUCGCUCCUUACUUGCAAUCAGGCGAUAUGGAUCAGACCAUAGUCGUUGACGUUUUGAAACCCAUUAAUCUCGAGUGUGAUGUCGUUGGAGUACCUGAACCUUCGAUAACCUGGUUAAAAGAUGGAGCACCUUUCGUAUACAAUCUGAGCAAUCCAACAGACAUGACUGCGAUCACCAUUCAAUAUGCUAUACCAACACAGUCGGGGCUCUACGAAUGCAUUGCAGAAAAUAAAAUGGGAAAUAUUACGAUAACAAAGAAUGUUACCGUACGAAUUCCAGAAAUCACAAGGAACCAGCCGCUAAUUUAUGUCACGGUGGUGCUUCUCAUGCUGACAAUAACGUUAAAAUCGCUGCUCCUCUACGUAAAGAUAAAACAAACAUCAAGAGAUUCAAAUGUUGCAGUUGACCAUUUGCAAAUUGUGCCUCCAUUUGAUUCAUCGGAAUAACCAUUUGUACCACUAAGAAUAUUUCUAUUAUUUGACCAAAUGGCAUGUUUAUGCUACAUUCAUAACUGUUAAAUUUAGACCAAACUGUUAAAUUUAUUUGCAAAGACCAAAUCAAGAAGUAGGAACUAUACUUCGGAUCAAAUAAAUCACACAUGCAGAUGUGGAGCAUCUGACUUCAAUCAGGUUAUUAAUGCAAAAUCCACCAACAA